This is a messenger RNA of Oryza brachyantha (malo sina), 1193 nucleotides long. Its product is annotated as auxin-responsive protein IAA19-like. Gene Ontology annotation, biological process: regulation of DNA-templated transcription. Gene Ontology annotation, molecular function: protein binding. The record is from RefSeq and is a predicted model, not a curated record. The coding region runs from base 110 to 895 and encodes 261 amino acids. The transcript has 5 exons. Gene Ontology annotation, cellular component: nucleus. NCBI's taxonomy places the organism in Eukaryota, Viridiplantae, Streptophyta, Magnoliopsida, Poales, Poaceae.
CAACCACUCUCCCCUCGCCUCUCCUCCAAGUGAACAAAAAGACCUUCGCUUUCGCCUCCUCCACUCCUGUCUCCUCUCCGCGACUCUCUCGCGCGCGAUUCCGUUUCCGAUGCCGCCGCCGCCGCCGCUCGAAGCGCGGGACUACAUCGGCCUCGGGGGGAGCCCGGCCACCCCGGCCUCCUCCUCCUCCUCCUCGCCGGGCGAGGUCGGGGCGCACCUCGCGCUCCGGCUGGGCCUCCCCGGCUCCGAGUCGCCCGACGCCGCGCUCACGCUCGGCCCUGCUCCUCCUCCUCCUCCCAGGGGCGGCGCCAAGCGCGGCUUCGUCGACUCCCUCCGGCGCUCCGAGAGCCGUAGCAGCGAUGGGGCCGUGAGGGAGGAGAAGGGGAUCGCGGAAGCUGCCGCCGGAGCUCCCCCAGCUGCCAAGGCGCAAGUUGUUGGAUGGCCACCUGUGCGAAGCUACCGGAAGAAUACACUGGCCGCCAGUGCCACCAAAACCAAAGGGGAAGACCAAGGUAAAAGCGAGGCAGGAUGCUGCUAUGUAAAGGUCAGUAUGGAUGGAGCCCCAUACCUUAGGAAGGUUGACCUCAAAACCUAUUUGAGCUAUGAAGAUCUUUCACUUGCUCUUGAGAAGAUGUUCAGCUGCUUUAUCAGUGGUAAGAACAGUUUACACAAAACAUCAAAAAGAGACAGGCUUACUGAUGGUUCUAGGGCUGACGCCCUUAAGGAUCAAGAGUUUGUUCUUACCUAUGAAGAUAAGGAUGCUGACUGGAUGCUUGUUGGUGAUCUUCCUUGGGACUUAUUUGCUACUAGUUGUCGGAAACUGCGGAUCAUGAGAGGCUCUGAUGCUGCUGGAAUGGCUCCAAGAUCACUGGAACAGACAGGUCAGAACAAAUAGGCGCCUCAGCCUCCACCUGGACGGCAAAUCUGUGGGACCAAGUUUGCUGUAGUGAGAUGACGCUGAAGGGUGCACUGUUUUAUCUGAAGUGUCUCUGCUAUUAGUUUAUUUACGUGUGUAGUGAAAUCUGUGGGGUAUUGUAAAACAGCCAUUUUGCCUACGAGGUUGACUUGUGUCAAUCUGUAGAUGGUCGAUUUUGCCUUUGAAAGAUCAAGGCAGGGUGCUUAAUGCUUCCUGUGUGAUACUUUCAUCAAUUCUCUCAUAUAUAUAUAUAUAUUUUCUGGAGUUGCACUUGAUA